GAGCUGCGGGAGACCAAGCGCCGCCACGAGACCCGGCUGGUGGAGAUCGACAACGGGCCACAGAGCAACCGCUGGGAAGCGCUGCAGGAGCUGCGCAGCCAGCACGAAGCCCAGAUCAGGCUUUACAAGGAGGAGCUGGAGAAGACCUACGGGGCGAAGCUGGAGAACGCCAAGCAGUCGGCUGAGAGGAACAGCAACAUGGUGGGUGCUGCCCACGAGGAGCUGCAGCAGACCCACAUCCGCAUCGACAGCCUCUCCUCGGAGGUCAGCCAGCUGCAGAAGCAGUUGGCCGCCAAGGAGGCGAAGCUGCACGAUUUGGAGGAUAUUCUGGCCCGGGAACGCGAGACCCAACGGCGCCUGCUCUCCGACAAGGAGCGGGAGAUGGCCGAGAUGCGGGCACGCAUGCAGCAGCAGCUGGACGAGUACCAGGAGCUGCUGGACAUCAAGCUGGCUCUGGACAUGGAGAUCAACGCCUACCGCAAGCUGCUGGAGGGCGAGGAGGAGCGGCUGAGGCUGUCCCCCAGCCCCUCCUCCCACAAAGGUGCAUCCCGUAGCCACUUGUCCACCCCAGGCUCCUCCAAGAAGAGGAAGCUGGAGGACAGCGAGAGUCGGACCAGCUUCUCCCACCACGCCCGGACAAGCGGCCGCGUUGGCGUGGAGGAGGUGGACUUGGAGGGCAGGUUCGUCCGUCUCAGGAACAAGUCCAAUGAGGACCAGGCGAUGGGGAGCUGGCAGAUCAAGCGGCAGAAUGGAGACGAUCCCCCCAUCACCUACCGCUUCCCCCCAAAGUUCACCCUGAAGGCUGGGCAGGUGGUCACGAUCUGGGCCUCAGGGGCUGGGGCGACCCACAGCCCCCCCAGCAACAUGGUGUGGAAGGCCCAGAGUAGCUGGGGCUCCGGGGACAGCCUGCGCACCGCCCUGAUCAACUCCAACGGGGAGGAGGUGGCCAUGCGGAAACUGGUCCGCACAGUGAUCAUCAACGAUGAAGAUGAGGAUGAGGAUGACGAUGAAGUUAACAUCCACCACCGCCAUCACCACGGCAGCUGCAGCGGCUCUGGGGACCCCGGUGAAUACAACCUCCGCUCGCGCACGGUGGUCUGUGGCAUGUGCGGUCAGCCGGCCGAGAAGUCGGGCAGCCAGAACACCGGUGUCAACACCGUGUCCUCGGGAUCCUCCACUUCCAGCGUGACCGUCACCCGCAGCUACCGCAGCGUUGGUGACUCUGGCAGCAUCGGCCUUGGGGACAACCUGGUGACCAGGACCUACCUCCUGGGGAACUCCAGCCCCCGUAGGCAGGCUCAGGCUGUGCAAAACUGCAGCAUCAUGUAA
This is a messenger RNA of Eurypyga helias (sunbittern), 1329 nucleotides long. Its product is annotated as lamin-A-like. The record is from RefSeq and is a predicted model, not a curated record. NCBI's taxonomy places the organism in Eukaryota, Metazoa, Chordata, Aves, Eurypygiformes, Eurypygidae.